GCGUGUUCAAACACAAGCCGCUCGGGAUACAUUUUGACACCGACGAUCAUUGUGUUCAAAUUCUUGAACGCGUGCAAUGAUAGAUUCAGUCACUGAAUGUCGCUCCAACACAAACUGUUGUCUUUGCCCAAGUGAGGGCAGUGUAAAACGUGAAGGGGAACACACCAUACACAGGAGACGUUCACAAUUAUUUGCGUGCCAGCUGAGGUAGGUGAAUUGUUUCCCUGUGGAGUCUUGACCCGAGUUACUAUUCGCUGGACUAAAGGGAGCUGACGCGGAAUCAUAGUACACGCCACCAUUCAUCCGCUGUGAAGGCCUGGACCAGCGACACCACGUUCCCCUAGUGGACGUGUUCGUCAUGGAGACUCCUCUCAAGGCGUCCGCACGUCUUCUCACCUGCAUGACUGUAGUUCUCAUACUUGUCAUGUCAGGGUGCACCAGGGCACAACAAUGCCCAGUACAAUGCAGCUGUCCAGCUCCUGAUGUGCUGCACUGCUACUCCCGCAGUUUAACGUCAGUACCGACUGGCUUGCCGGUGAACACAACAGGAUUGUACUUGCACAGCAAUUAUAUCAGCUCCUUUCACGGCAAUGAGUUCGAUGGUUUGAGAAGUCUAGCUACCCUAGAACUUUCACGUAACCAAAUUUCCGGCCUUGCUUUUGGUAUUUUCAAAAACCUAGCAAAUCUUCAAACUCUGGUUUUGAGCACAAAUCAACUCAGCUCCUUUCGAGGCGAUGAGUUCGAUGAUUUGAGAAGUCUAACUGCCCUAUUCCUUGAGCAUAACUCAAUUUCCAGCCUACCCGUAGGCAUCUUCAAAGACCUAGUGAAUCUUAAAGUUCUAGGCCUUCAUCAUGACUCACUUUCGAGCCUGCCUGCAGGCAUCUUCAAAGACAAAGUAAAUCUUCAAUCUCUAUUUCUGGAAAACAACCAAAUUACCAGCCUGCCUGUAGACAUUUUCAAAGACCAGCGUAAUCUUCAAACUCUGACACUUCAGCAGAAUCGGUUCACACUUUCAGAGGACUUGUGUAGCUUUGUGUUUGUGCUGCCACUCAGUGCCAGUGCUACGAAUGGUUAUGUUAAAGUUGACCAGAAUGUUCUCAACUACGUCACCAAUAACCUAAUCCAAGUUGACCUCUCAAUAUCGCAUAUAACCAGGACCAGAGUCAGUGCUAAUGUCUCACUGAGCAACAUCAGCAGCAUAAGCAAAUUGUGUGUUAACUACACCCGCACUCACCUGGCAAGCGUUUCAUCACUGGGAGCAACAAAUACAAUCUGCACGAACAACAUCACUGGCACUUUGGAUAUCACAUCUAUCGACACAAAUGCGACGUACUCAUUAUUUGCUUAUGGCUUAGGUCCUGGUGACAGCAUCAAAUACUGCAAAUCACCAUCCACAACAAUCCAAAUCCCUGGAGCAACUUGCCCGACACCAACUGUUCUCAAUGGUAUUCUCGUACCGUCGCCAUUUCCCAACAGGAUCGGUAGUAACUACACUGUGACGUGUAACACAGGAUAUGUCAUGCUUGGACAGUCAUUUAUCACAUGCAAUGACAGCCAGCAAUGGUCUCCUGCAGUCCCAACGUGUCAUUUAGAUAUCAACGAAUGUACUGCUGGUACGCACGGCUGCUCAAUGAACACGACGUGCUUCAACACCCCGGAUAGUUACACCUGUGGGUGCUACGAGGGAUUUCGCAACAGAUCAGCAGUAAAUCUGUGUUCAGCAUGCGUGGCACCUUGGCAGCAAUUAGCGCCCGGAUCUCGGUACUGUGGAUUACUUUUGCAUACUUCCUACAAUUACGACCAGGCAAGAAGUGUAUGCGCAUCUCAAGCUGGUGGAGAUACAUGGUUGCCUAGGAUCUACACAGCUGAGGAAAAUCAACACAUCAGUCAGUUUGUCAAUAGUGGCCGGGUUUGGAUCGGCGGUGACUCGUUGACAACGUUCCCCAACUUUCAGUGGCGAGAUACGAAAGAGCGUAUACAGUAUACUGAUUGGGGAGGCUCAGAUCCAGAUCUGUUUGGUCCAGACUGCAUUCUGAAGAUUGGUCAAUGGUUUGACCACAUCUGCCAUGCACAGGAACCUGUCCUGUGUGUAAGGGACAUGCCAGCAUGCACUUUACCAGUCAUACGCAAUGCGGCACUGUCCGUUUCGGAAUUUUACAUCGGCAGAACUGUCAUGGUAACUUGUAACCCUGGGUACCUCAUGGUUGGCAGUAGCAGUAUAACGUGCAACGAUAGUCUUCAAUGGUAUCCCGAACCGCCAACAUGCUAUGAAGAUAUUAACGAGUGCGUCGAUGGAACACAUAACUGCACGAUGAACUCAACGUGUACAAACACUGUGGCGAGUUACACGUGUGGCUGCUAUGCGGGAUUUCUCAAUAGGUCAACCGGGAAUCUUUGCUCAGCAUGUGUGGCCCCGUGGCACCAGCUAGCACCAGGUUCGCGGUACUGUGGCCGGGUACUGCCAGGCACGUACCACUACAUUCCAGCCACCGACGCAUGCCAGUCCCAACUGGGUGGUGAUACCUGGUUACCGAGGGUGUACAGCCAAAAGGACAAUAAUGAUCUGGUUCUGUACGCUACGAGAUGGAUAUGGUUUUCCGAAGCACAUUGGAAUCGCGCCAAUCCUCUAGAUUUUUUCUGGACGCGUACAAAGGAGAAGUCCCAAUUUACCAACUGGGAUCAUGGACAGCCGGAUGGCCCUCCGGGGGAAGUCAUUGGAAUGAACGAGCAUGGCCGCUGGCAUGAUUACCAUCUAAGGGAGAACAACUUGGCAAUCUGUGUUAGAGAUAUGCCAUCGUGCAGUGUUCCCGUCAUACAGAACGCUACUCUGUCAUACUUUACACUCUACAUUGGAGAAAACUUAAACGUGACAUGCUCCAAGGGAUAUGCUCUACUCGGAAGUCCCGUGAUCACGUGUGGUCAAAACCUACAAUGGUCUCCGCAACUGCCAACUUGCCAAGAUAUCAACGAAUGUACUUCUGGUACGCACGGCUGCUCAAUGAACACAACGUGCUCUAACACUCCGGAUAGUUACACCUGUGGGUGCUACCAGGGAUUUCGCGACCUAUCAGCAGUAAAUCUGUGUUCAGCUUGUGUGUCGCCGUGGCAACAACUUGCACCAAAUUCUCGCUAUUGCGGAAGGAUUUUACCUGUGAAUUAUAACUAUCGUGACGCCAGAGCACAGUGUGCAUCGCAAGCUGGGGGAGAUACAUGGCUACCAAGGGUAUACAGUAUGCAAGACAAUAAUGAUAUUGCUCGACAUAUCACCAACAGUGUGUGGAUUGGUGCCGAUAACUUGGAUGAUCUAGGGAAUCACAAGUGGCGGGACACGAAUGAGAGCAUCACCAAAUUUAGCAAUUGGGACAUUGCAAAUGGCCAGCCAGACCUACUGUAUCCUGAAAGCAUAUUUAUACUGCCCAACGGUCUAUGGCAUGACGGUAAUUCUGCAGCAACCGUGCCUGUGAUGUGCGUGAGAAACAUGCCAGCAUGCACUUUACCAGUCAUACGCAAUGCGGCACUGUCCGUUUCGGGACUUUACAUCGGCAGAACUGUCAUGGUAACUUGUAACCCUGGGUACCUCAUGGUUGGCAGUAACAGUAUAAUGUGCAGCGAUAGUCUUCAAUGGUAUCCCGAACCGCCAACAUGCUAUGAAGACAUCAAUGAGUGUACCUCUGGUACACACAGCUGCCCGAUGAACUCAACAUGUACAAACACUGCCGAAAGCUAUACAUGCGACUGUUACUCUGGGUUUAUUCAUAACUCAACAGGGAACCUCUGUUCAGCUUGUGUGUCUCCGUGGCAACAACUUGCACCAAAUUCUCGCUAUUGCGGAAGGAUUUUACCGGUGAAUUAUAACUAUCGUGACGCCAGAGCACAGUGUGCAUCGCAAGCUGGGGGAGAUACAUGGCUACCAAGGAUAUACAAUAUGCAAGAAAAUAAUGAUAUUGCUCGACAUAUCACCAGCAGUGUGUGGAUUGGUGCCGAUGACUUCGAUGAUCUAGGGAAUCACAAGUGGCGGGACACGAAUGAGAGCAUCACCAACUUUAGCAAUUGGGAUAUUGGCCAGCCAAACCUACUGUAUCCUGAAAGCAUACUAAUGCUGCGCAACGGUCUAUGGCAUGACCAUAAUCCUGCAGUAGCCGAGCCUGUGAUGUGCGUGAGAAAUAUGCCGUCUUGCACGUCUCCCCUAGUACCAAAUGGAAAUCUAUCACAGAGCGUAUUCUAUGUUGACAGCAAUGUUACAGUAACAUGCCACAAGGGAUAUAUCAUGUCUGGCAGCACAACAAUCAGGUGCAAUGGAAGUCUCCUCUGGUCACCUGAUGUCCCGACCUGUCAAAUUCCAUCAGAGCCUCCCCAAAUCGUGAAUUUACCCGUACAGCUACGUGUAAACCAGUAUUCUUCAGCGACAGUCACUUGUGAUGCGAGUGGUGCACCAGCUCCAACCCUGACAUGGCUGUACAAUGGAGCCAUUCUCUCCACAUCAGCAGCAGUGACCAUCACCGAAGAAGCCUUCACCAACGACAAUAUCACUCAGCGAGGAAGCCAAGGGAAAAGAUCUGUUCUAUUUCUCCACAAUGUCACUUACGUCAACAACAAAGGAUCCUACACAUGCCUUGCAGCAAAUUUUAGAGCUCCGGAUGCAACUUCCUCAGCCGAUCUCAAGAUAUUCGUUCCACCUAGUGAAGUGAGACCACCUCUAGAUGUUAGCUCAUCAGAAACAGCAACAGCUCGAUUUGACUGCAACAUGUAUGCGGUCCCAGCAGCUCGAACAACAUGGUACAAGGAUGGAAAGCUGCUGAAUGUAUCCGGAGAUAUUCAGUUUUCAACAGACAACUCAACUUUGUUGAUAAGCAAUCUCGAGUACAGUGAUCGUGGUCAAUACCAUUGCAUGGCAGAGAAUCGAGAUGGUGUCAACUUCACUCUUGGUGGUAUGGUCCAGGGUUCUCCAGCUACUCUGCUUGUGUACGUUCAACCUCGUAUAACCAUUGGACCAACCGAUAAGGUCUUGAAUGAAGGGACAUCGUCCGCACUGCGCUGCACCUCAUAUGGAUAUCCUAUGCCAGUCAUACAAUGGUUACAUGGUGGUGUACAACUCCCGGAUAUGCAGAGCACCACAGCUAUAACAACGGCUGGUAAUGACACUGUCCCUGCAUCCUACACCAGCACACUGACUGUCUCUAAUAUCCUGUAUGGAGAUCGUGGCCAGUACACCUGUGUCAGUAGGGUGGACAAGACUGGAUUUGCUGAUAGCAGUCACUUGCAAAGCUCAGACAGUGCAUCAGCUACAAUCAUUGUUUACACCCUACCAGUGCCAGACCCAACAUAUGCACAUCAGACUGGUCUCAAGGAUGUACCUGUUCGCCUUACUGUUGGCUAUUCAUCACCAGGCUAUCCACCAGUGCCGUCGGACAACAUUACCUGGAGCAAGACUGGCGAUGUAUCCUGGAGUGGCUGGUCAUCUGGGUAUUCACUUUCCACUGACAACCUGACAAUGACCAUAGCCAGCAUGCAAUACUAUAAAGCAGGCACGUACAAUGUGAUACUUGGAAACUUGGCUGGACAAGUCAAUGUAACAUUCAAUCUGGGAUACGCAGAACGCCCAGAGAUCCUCGUAUCACCGCAAACAGUUCGCGUAAAUCAGAAUUCUAUGGUAAAUCUUGACUGCAUCGGAACCGGUCUGCCAAAACCGUCUAUUCACUGGCUGCACAAUGGUACAAGCCUCCCAUCAUCACUGCAAUCUCAGACAGACCAUACUAAUGCUGACCUCGGCAGGAGAGGCAGUUUUGGUGUCAAGAACACAUUGACCAUUCAGUCUGUGAGUAAUGAUAUGCACCAUGGACUGUACGAAUGUGUCGUGGAGAAUGUGUAUUCACCAUCAGCCAACGCAUCAGCAGAUAUCCUGGUCUAUGUCCCACCAAAGGUGCUUAAGCCAACAUUGGAUCAGGCAGUAUUGGCAGGACAGACGGUUGAAUUCACGUGCAAUGUGUAUGGUAUACCUAAACCAAGCGUAACCUGGUUUGCUAAUGGGCUGAUUCUACAGAAGGAUGACCUUGUUGGACGCGUCUCUUUCCACAAAGGUGAUCACAUCUUGACAAUCUACACAACAGAAGUUACAGACCCUGACACUUAUCAGUGUGAAGCCAGUAACAAAGAUCAGUAUGCUGGUGGAGUGGUCACAGCCAAUCAGGUGAAGUUGAAUGUCAAAGUCGCACCUGUUAUCAACCCUCCCAUACCAAGGACUGUGUUGUCAUUUGAAGGUUCAUCGCUAACAGUUCCAUGUAUAUACACUGGUCAUCCGAAACCAACGCCAAGCUGGUGUAGAUUGGAUAACAAUGGCGACUGCGUUAAGUCUGCGCCGAGCAGUAACUGUCCGGAUUUCACGCCAAUGGAUGAUGGCCAGUUCACAUAUAUCCUGGUCAUAUCAAAUCUUCAAAGCUGUCACAGUGGAGGCUACCAAUGUUCUGUCAGCAAUACAGUAGAUAAAGCUAUAGGGCAGUUUCAACUGACCGUGCAAGGUGUGGCCCGCAUUGGCUUGCAGGGCAUUUUCACUUUGCCAAGUGGAUACCUGGGUGGAACAGAGGACGAAAUCAAGGGUCUUUUCAAACCACAGAUUGUCGACUAUAUAAUUCCGGGAAGACUCGUUAAAAUAGUUCAUUCCUCAUAUCAGGCUGUUGGACAGAGCUCUACUGAAAUCAUUGUACGGUGCGAUAUGGCCGCUCCAGCUGGUUACAUUGCAGAGAUAUCGGGCAACAGCAGUGAAGCAAACCUAAAUGCCAACUUUACCUCCGCCCUGCAAAACUCAGCAUCAACUUUACGCCUAGCGAGAGCAUCUAGUCUGAAGGUGUUUUUCUAUGAUGUUUGCAGUUCAGAAGAAACUGAUGGAGCAAGACGUGGAAUGUUUUACUGGACUGAGACUUUUGCGAAUGAACUAGAAACACAUCUGUGUCCCGUGGAACUGUCUGAUGGUAUCAUCCGCUAUGCAACCCGUCGGUGUAUACCUACGCCACGCCCACACAACGUAUCCUUGGUGAUGGCAACAUGGCAAAAACCAGAUAUCACAGACUGUCCAACUCCAGGUACAGCAAAGCUACAAAAACUUGCAAAGGUUGAUUUCAACACCAGUGAACCGCAAUCGGUUCUGAGCAGCUCACUGUCUGUCGCUAACUUAACUAACAACAGUGCUGAGCUCACAAGCGAUGACAUCGAUUUUGCCUCGACAGCUAUCUUCAAUCUGGUCGCGGCUGUCAGUAAGGAUGAGGUGUUCAACCAAUCCAUAGGGCAAAAGGUUGCUGUGUCAACACUGGACACUGUCGACAACAUUCUGCAAGUGAAGACCAAUGAAACUGUGGUAGCAGCAUCACCAGCAAAGAGGAUUGCAAAGGCAAUGGAACGACUUGUGACAUCACUGGUUGUAGAGACUGAUCAGCCCUUCCAGGAGCAAAAGGAGAAUAUUGGAUUUGCAAUCAGCUGCCCAAAGGAGAAUGCAACAGACCAAGCAUUCCGUUCAGCGGGACAGACCAAAGAUGGACGUUUUUAUGUUGGAGACGUAGAUGUACCCGCUUCCGCCAGCGCUACUGGUGUCUCAUUUGACAUAGCUGGAAGCACUGUAGCUGCCGCAACAGAGUUACUAUCUCUGGGAAAUGACUCACUUUGCAAUGUGGCACCAACACGCUACAUUUUGUACAAAACUCAAACACUGUUCCGAGAUUCCAAUCUGAGUGCAAACACAUCGGUUCAAUCAGAGAUUAUCAGCGCUCAAGUUGGAGAGGAACGUCUGGAGAAUCUUCAGCAGCCAGCAAUCAUGUCGUUUGAUUUAUUGGGUUUAACACCUGUUGAUUCCGCUGGUGAAGCUAUAUGCGUUUUCUGGGACUUCGACAAAGAUGAUGGCAAUGGAGGAUGGAGUGACUGGAACUGCACUACUUUCCGUGAUGAGACAACGGGGAACAGAACAGUUUGCCAGUGCGGUCACCUCACCAACUUUGCCGUCCUAUUUACUCGUCACAUUUCAGCAAAGGACUCCACGGCCGAGGCAGCACUGAAAUACAUAUCCAUCAUAGGCUGUGGGAUAUCUAUGCUGGGACUUCUCGCAACCCUGGUGCUGAUUCUGGCUAUACCGACACUUCGUGACAGUGUCCAUCAUCGGAUGAUAUUUGGACUUUGUUCAACUCUUCUACUCUUCCUGGCCAUAUUCACCGUCGUUCUAUACUAUGAACAUUUGGCCAAGAGUACUGCUGUGUGCCAGGGCCUGGCAAUGGCCAUGCACUAUCUUCUUCUGUGCGCGUUCAUGUGGAUGUCGGUGGAUGCCACGAUGCUCUACAAGAGUGUAGUGAUAGUGUUUCACCAGCCCGGCCGUUUGCAACAAAGACUUCUAUGCAUAUCUGUUUUUGUGAUUCCGCUGGUUAUCGUUGGAGUUGCAGGCGGUGUUACCAGACUGGAUAUGUACGGAAGUGACAACUUAUGCUGGAUCAAGGCGGAUGCUGCUUUCUUUGGAAGUUUGGUUGCACCUCUGGCCGUCUCCCUUCUCUACAACGCGGGUGUUCUCAUUGCUGUCGUCCAUUCACUUCGCUCUCGAAACAAAAAGAUUGGAGCGGUGAAGGCAGCGAAGUCAAAGGAUGUGUCUGUGCUCAGAAUUAUCGUGUCAUUGUCCGUUCUUCUCGGAAUCACCUGGUUCUUUGGUUUUUUGGUUCUUUUUCGUGAUCAGAUCGUCUUUCAGUAUAUCUUCACGGUUCUAAAUUCUCUGCAAGGUUUUUCUAUUUUCCUCCACACAAUCAGAGGACAGGACGCAAAAAAGCAUAUUUCAGAAAUGUUUUCUUCGACGAAGGGCGCCACAAACACCCAAAGCGGAAAGCCAGCAUCCCGACCUAAGCACGUGGCCUCCGAAAACCUCGAAAAUUUGGAAAAAGUGUCAGGGAGCCACGGUACAAUGCUUUCAACACUCGACCGAUCUACAGGGGAGGUGAGUACAAUGGCCACCCAGGAUCGAGCGACGCGUAGUGGAACUCUUCUUUCAGAUGUGUCCCGCAUGGCAGCUGAGAACAGCCUUUACACACCAUCACCUACAAGCGAGCGAAGAUGCCUUUUAUCACUCGACGCUCACCCGCCUGCGUCUGAGAGCAUCCCAAUGACAGAUUUGGGGCAAGACAACAAGCAGCCUACCGCAGGUGACAGAAAGACUGUGAGCCUAGGAACGCUGGGGAAACCCUUCAAAUUCGCGAAGUACCAAAGCCCAGAUGCUGGUCUGCCACAGGCUUAUGAUGCCGUAUUAUCUCCACUAUAAGCCCAGCGCUUAUAUUUUUAAACCAGUCCGGACCCCGGGCUUACAUAGACUGGGCUUCUACAAGAGACUGGGCUUAUAAUUUUCCAGUAUCCCAGUGGAGAAUGAGCAGACUGCUCUGGUUGCUACAUGCUCCCGUCACAUGAAGGCAUGCCUUCUCUAAUUUUGUUGUCAUUGCAUUAUUCAAAGACACUGUGUGCAUUGUCCCCGAUGAUGACGUAUGCAAAGCCAUAUGAUAUUAUCUAGUUGCCUGCUCUGCUAAACAUACGAUUAUAGUCCGAGCGUCUUACUCACUAGGUAAACUGCAUUCAUGCUUGUGUGGCUUGAAUGAAAUAAUCUUCAUUUUUCAUUUGCAAGUUUAUUGUUAGCACACGCAUUCGUUAUUGCUCUCUCUUUCAUUGUUAAAAUUCACAAUUGUAAAUUUCUCUGCUCUUGUUCUUAGUGUUAUUUCUCUAAAUUUCUUUAAAUAGUUCAAUUUUGUUUUCAUUGUCCUUUAGUACAACGACGAUUCAUGAUGACUGUUGUACGAAAACUUGUUUGAAUCCAUAUUUUUUUCCCUACAGCAUUUCUUCAUAUUUUCAUCGUUUUAUUGCACAUUGCACAUUGCACAUUGUCUCCACAAUUUUACAUUGCAUGACUAACGUGUACACAAAUGUCGAUUCAGCUUGUCUUAUUGAUGGCGGUUAUUAAUGUAAAAGUCUCUUUCUAUUUUCCACACAAGAUUUUAUCUGUUUGGGUUUCUGCUUCUCUCCCUUUUUUUCAAGAAUGCAUUUGACCGGUUUUUCAUACGAGCGUGGCACCCCUUUCUAUUCCAGUGUCUGGCAUUUGGACCAGUAUUUUCAUUUUAUCUUCAGUACAUUGUUUCGCGUAUCCUAACUAUUAAAUUGGGAUACCUGCGCUGCAUUCGAUAUGCAUUACUCUUCUAAUAUCAAUUUGUCGUGGAUUUACAAUCCAGACGUUCCACUCAAUGCAGUCAAUACAGCACGGCGUAGUUGUUUAGAGGAGUGAACGAACGGCUACUUUCUUAUUUAGCCUGGGCAAUCAAUAGCUGCAUUGUACGUGUCCGCGCUUCAUUAGCUGAUUCAUAUCUCAAGUAGGUUCUCUCAGUCCUCAUGGGGCUGCUACGA
Molecule: messenger RNA, 10401 nt
Organism: Sycon ciliatum
Lineage: Eukaryota; Metazoa; Porifera; Calcarea; Leucosolenida; Sycettidae
Exons: 52
Coding region: 359-9277 (2972 amino acids)
Biological process (GO): cell surface receptor signaling pathway; G protein-coupled receptor signaling pathway
Cellular component (GO): membrane
Molecular function (GO): calcium ion binding; G protein-coupled receptor activity; protein binding
Source: RefSeq, a predicted model, not a curated record